Mytilus trossulus (common blue mussel) is the source of this 2253-nucleotide messenger RNA. RefSeq names its product N-acetylated-alpha-linked acidic dipeptidase 2-like. Lineage: Eukaryota; Metazoa; Mollusca; Bivalvia; Mytilida; Mytilidae. The transcript has 18 exons. The coding region runs from base 16 to 2253 and encodes 745 amino acids. The record is from RefSeq and is a predicted model, not a curated record. Gene Ontology annotation, molecular function: carboxypeptidase activity.
AAUGGUUUAAAGAGAAUGACAGCAAUUUCAAUAUUGUCUGAAAAAGUCAUGGACAGUUUACUUGAUAAAAUGCCAGCGAAGGGGAAGUAUAUAGCAGGCAAACAGGUCUCAAGAUGGGAAGCAGACACGGAUAAUGUUGACAUCGAAUAUAAAAACUUGGACACACAGUCAAUAGCCUCUGUGCCUUUCUUUAGUGGGCGGAAAGGAUGCCUACUAAAGAUCUUAUUCCUACUGGUAUUUUUUUCUGCUGGGAUGAUACUGGGUUAUAUGAUCAGACGAAACAUUCAUGAGACAUUGAUCAAACAGAAACCAGCAGUAGAACAUCUAGGAAUUAAACAGAAUUAUGAUGAUUCACUGCGACAGAAGAUUCAGGCAGAUUUGAACGAUACUGCUAACUACAAGGACCAUCUCAAUGAGAUCUCCAAACAAGUGAUGCUAUCAGGAAUUGGUACAACUAAUAAGUUUAUAGAGUAUCUGAUAUCUUUCUGGUCAACUUUCCCUCUUGAUUCUGUCAAAAUGAAACAAUACAGUGUCUUAUUAUCAUAUCGUAAUUACACAUCAAAAUCUAGCAGCAUUUCAGUAUUAUCAACGAUGCCAAAUACCAGUGUAGUAUUCCAAGCCCAUUAUAACCAUGACAACAUGUCUGGUAUACAUCCAGAUUAUAUACCAUUCAAUGCCUACUCUCCUUCUGGUUUUGUCAGGAGCAAACUCAUCUAUGCAAAUUAUGGAUGCAAACAAGAUUUUUCAAGAUUAAAAAAGUUAAAUGUUACUAUCAAAAAGAAUGUUGUUUUAGUCAAGUAUGGAAAAAUACACCCAGCUAAUAAGGUAUUACAUGCACAAACUGAAGGAGCAGCAGGAGUCAUCCUAUAUCCUGACCCUGCAGACUACGCUAAUGGACAAUCUAUAGUGUAUCCUAAAACAUGGUGGUUACCAGGGUGGGCAGUGCCUUUAUCACAUGUUAGAUAUAAUUUGGUGGGGGACCCUCAGACACCUGGAUAUCCAGCUAUUAAUGGUGCACCACACACUUUAGCAGAGAAUGCUGACUAUCCAAAAAUCCCAGUCCAACCAAUUGGUUAUGAUGAUGCCAGAUAUCUUAUGAGUCAGUUAGGUGGACAAACAGCACCAGAAGAAUGGAAGGGCUGCUUGAAUGUGUCAUACAAAACAGGUCCUGGUUUUAGUGAUGAAAGUUUACAGUUAGAAUUAGAUGUUAAUAAUGUGAUAGAGAGAAGAAAUAUCUCCAAUGUUAUAGCUGUUAUAGAUGGAAAAUAUGAAAAAGAUAAAUUUGUUAUAAUUGGUGCUCAUACAGACUCUUGGACCAAAGGUGGUGUAGAUCAUGCCACAGGGUAUAGUGUGAUCUGGGAACUAGCCAGAGGAUUCAGUGCUCUUGUUAGAGACGGUUGGAGACCAAGAAGAACUAUUAUGUUGGCUUUAUGGGAUGCAUCUAAAUAUGGACAUAUAGGCUCCUUUGAGUGGGUCCAGGAAUAUGAGAAGAUGUUAGGAAGAGGUGCUGUAGCCUAUAUAAAUCUUGAUUCUGUGAUAAGAGGAAACUAUUCCUUUCAUGCUGAAGCUAACCCAUUACUAUACAGUAUUAUAAAGAACUCUACACAGAAAGUGCCUUGUACAGACCCUGAUUAUUAUGAUAAAUCAGUGUACGAUAUGUGGUUAGAGAGAUUCAUGGAUCCAGGGAAACCAUCCCAGCCAAAAAUAGAUCCAUUGAAUGGAGACAGUGACCACACACCAUUUGAGUAUUAUCUUGGAGUUCCUUCAGUGUCACCAAUGUAUACAUUUAAUUCAAAGAUUUAUCCACAUUUGCCAACAUACCCAGCAUUUAGUACAUUAGAAGAUGAUAAAGAAUAUGUAGAAACAUUCCUGGACAAAGAUACCAAACUUGAGCAGACGGUCACUAAAAUUGUGGCAGAUAUGGUAUUACAGUUGGCGGAUUCAGCAGUGCUUCCAUUUGAUGUUCAAAAUUAUGCACAAGUUUUUGACCGUGGAAAGAAAUUUUUAAAAGAGAAUGAAGCUGUUAUUUCAUCUGCUAAUGUAGAUAUUAAUGUAUUAUAUUCAAAGAUUGAUAUAUUUAUAGAAGCUACAAAGUCAUUUGCAUUUAAUGUAUCAAGUAUUAACCUUGAUUCUUUAAAAGAAUCAGAUUUGUAUUUAAUUAAUGAUAAGUUGAUGGAACUUCCAAGAAUAUUUAUAAACUACCAGGGUAUUCCUGGAUAUCCACAGUAUAGGUAUGUACUAGAACUUCAAUAA